Messenger RNA from Prunus avium (sweet cherry), 545 nucleotides. The record is from RefSeq and is a predicted model, not a curated record. NCBI's taxonomy places the organism in Eukaryota, Viridiplantae, Streptophyta, Magnoliopsida, Rosales, Rosaceae.
AGCAAAAGGAAGUAGCUAAGGCUGUGAAAGCAAGUGGUGAUGAGGGAAGGCUUACAUGGAGUGAAAUCCAAAUGAUGAAGCAUACAUGGAGAGUGGCCCAAGAGCUUAUGAGAUUGACUCCUCCAGUUUUUGGCAACUUCAAAUGUGCUUCUAGAGACACUAGUUUUGACGGCUUUCACAUCCCCAAGGGAUGGAAGGUUUUCUGGGUUUCUUCUGCUACACACAUGGACCACAACCUAUUUGAAGAUCCAAACAAGUUUGAUCCAUCGCGAUUUGAGAGCUCAAAGAAAUCAUCAUAUCCCCCAUACACAUACAUUCCAUUUGGAGCAGGCCCUAGAAUAUGCCCCGGCUUAGAAUUUGCAAGAGUUGAAGUGCUGCUCAUCAUUCACCAUUUCAUUACAAAUUAUUCUUGGACACCAAUCAUCAAGAACGAGCCCAUAAGAUGUGAACCCAUGCCAUAUCCAGCCAUGGGCCUUCCAGUUAAGCUUCGUAAAAAUGAAUCAUCUUGUAGUAAUUCACAAGUAACUUGUAAUUCAAAUUGUUAG